CGCCCUCUGCCCCCGGCUCCGCGUUUGUUUCUCCCCUAUUCUCUUCCCCUCCGAGGGGGCGAGCGAGCGAGAGAGAAAACCCACCAGGGCGGGUCUGAGGCUGAUCCUGGCGAUGUCGCCGCCGACGAACGGCGCCAUCUCUCUCGCAUACGGGCCGGCGACGGGGGCGGGGGCCCUGCACGACCCACUGCUCCUCCCCUUCGAUGACGGCUUCACGGACGAGGACCUCCUCGGCGCCGACGCCGCUCUCCUUGGCGGGGCUGCCGGCGACCAGACCCUCCUGCUGCUGCCCUUGUGCCCCGGGGCAAACGGCUGCGGCGGCAGUGGCUCCGCCUCCGCCGAGGGUUUUGGAGCCCAGGCGGCGCCGACUUCACGUGCCGUCACGACCCCCGUCGCCGCGGCCGACGCCGGAUCCUUCUCGCUCGCGCCCCAGCCUGCGCCCGCGCCGGUCUCGUGGGGGGUCGCGACCGCCGCCGCCGCCGGAUCCUUCUCGCUCGCGCCCCAGCCUGCUCCCGCGCCGAUUUCGUGGGAGGUCGUGACCGCCGACGCCGCGGACGGCGGCUCCCCCGCGCCCGCGCCGCCGUCCCCAGCGCUGCCGCUGGUGCACAACACCGGCAGCCGGACCUCCAUCUACCGCGGGGUGACCAGGCACAGGUGGACGGGGCGAUACGAGGCGCACCUCUGGGACAACACGUGCAGGAAGGAAGGCCAGAAGCGCAAGGGCCGUCAAGUUUACUUGGGUGGCUACGACAAAGAAGAUAAAGCUGCUAGGGCAUAUGAUAUUGCUGCUCUGAAGUAUUGGGGUGCUAAUGCUACUACCAACUUCCCUAGAGAAAAUUACAUCAGAGAGAUUGAGGAUAUGCAGAACAUGCGAAGGCAAGAUGUUGUAGGUUCACUGAGGAGGAAUAGCAGUGGGUUUUCUAGAGGUGCAUCAAUCUACAGGGGAGUAACAAGGCAUCACCAACAUGGACGCUGGCAGGCAAGGAUCGGCCGUGUUGCAGGCAACAAGGACCUGUAUCUUGGGACUUUCGCAACCGAAGAAGAGGCUGCAGAGGCGUAUGACAUCGCGGCACUGAAGUUCAGGGGCGAGAACGCCGUCACCAACUUCGAGCCCAGCCGGUACAACCUGCGAGAAAUCGCUCAGCGCGACAUCCCCAUCCUUAGCCCCGGGAGGAAGCUGGAUCAGAAGCCAGCUCCAGAGGCACAAGGCCAGGCCGCUCUCAGCGCUCCUUCAUUCUCCCAGUCCCAGCAGUCAAGCAACAGCCUGCGGCCGUACUUCCUCCCCAACCCCCAGCAGCCGCUACCGCCCCAGCCCCCGCUGGCCCAGCCUCUGCCGAUCUACAACUACAGCUCCGGGUUUGGGGAGCCCAGCUUCUACUGGCCCUAUGGCAACGUGGAGCAGAAGGUGCAGCUUGACAGCAAGCUGGAACUCGUGAACGGCCUCCUGCAGCUGGCUAACUCUGCCGCGAACUGACAGGGUUGUCUGAAGUGCCCGUGUUUUGUGUGGGAGCUGCGAGGAACUGAUGGUUUGGUUGCGUGACUUGGAGGGUAUAUUUUGUGGAACUGAUAGCCUCAAGAUAGGGUAUAACAUUCUGUCGUGCCGUUUGUUUCUGUGAUUCUG
Panicum hallii is the source of this 1621-nucleotide messenger RNA. RefSeq names its product AP2-like ethylene-responsive transcription factor AIL7. Gene Ontology annotation, biological process: regulation of DNA-templated transcription. The coding region runs from base 113 to 1474 and encodes 453 amino acids. Gene Ontology annotation, molecular function: DNA-binding transcription factor activity; DNA binding. The transcript has 8 exons. The record is from RefSeq and is a predicted model, not a curated record. Lineage: Eukaryota; Viridiplantae; Streptophyta; Magnoliopsida; Poales; Poaceae.